AUGAGCUUGCUACGCACGCACUGCGUGAGCGUAUCAGAGGCGAUAAAGACUGAAACGCGCAAUCGCUCAUCACAGUUCUGUCGGAGAUUAAAAGUGCAGAUCCAGCAGCAGCUUCAGACUCUGUCACUAGCUGCACUGCUUCUAUGCGCACAAAAAAAGUCGCCGAUUCCUUGA
This is a messenger RNA of Ascochyta rabiei, 174 nucleotides long. RefSeq lists its product as uncharacterized. Bases 1 to 174 code for a protein of 57 amino acids. The record is from RefSeq and is a predicted model, not a curated record. NCBI's taxonomy places the organism in Eukaryota, Fungi, Ascomycota, Dothideomycetes, Pleosporales, Didymellaceae. The transcript is spliced from 2 exons.